Messenger RNA from Leptidea sinapis, 2256 nucleotides. Its product is annotated as coiled-coil domain-containing protein 13. The record is from RefSeq and is a predicted model, not a curated record. Lineage: Eukaryota; Metazoa; Arthropoda; Insecta; Lepidoptera; Pieridae. Bases 62 to 1894 code for a protein of 610 amino acids. The transcript has 5 exons. Gene Ontology annotation, biological process: non-motile cilium assembly; cytoplasmic microtubule organization. Gene Ontology annotation, cellular component: centriolar satellite.
CUGAAAUUGUAAACAUCGGUGACAAAUAUAUUUAAAUGUUUUAUAAAAUUCAUUUAUAAUAAUGGAGAAACGACAAGCUUCUGGUGGAAAAGUGAGAUCUAAAACAAAUUUGAAAGGAGAAAAAAAUGUUGAUUUGGCUGCAAAAAUAGAUGAAACUGAUGAAAUGAAGUUGAAAAUGUUAGCAGGUCUCGACAAACCAGAUCCCGAUGAUAUCCUUUAUCCACCAGAGCUAAAUGCACAUCUUAUUGAGCAAAUGAAGAUAAUGACUGGUGAAAAUAAUGAAUUACGAAAGUGUGUAUUCACUAAAGAUGAAGAAAUAAAGGAACUUAAAAAAACUGUUCUGGAUCUUAAUCAACGCAUAAGAGACAUAAUCUCUGGUUCAGGUCCCGCUAUAUCAUCAAAGUCAGCUGGCAUCAUAAGUGCAAAAAUAACUGAACUUUGUAAACAGAAUCGGCAUCUAGUAGCUGAAGUUGAAAGUUACAAGACUAAAAAUGCUACACUUGAGCGAAAAAUAAUGCAAUUAGAUAUUAUUAAUAAAGAAAAUGAGAAAUUGGACGCUUGCUUGUGUAAAGAAGAACCUAUUGAUGCUAGCUAUGAUGAGCUAAAAGAAUUGAACAGCAAACUUAAUGUUGUAAAUAAAAAACUCUGCGAUAGUAAAAAUAGAAAUUUGGAACUAAAAAAUGAGAUUUUGAUCGCAACCAAAAUUUUACAAAAGGAGCUGGGCGAAAAAUUUACAAGUAUUAAGGACCUGCAAAAUGAUUUGGCUGGUUGGAAAGGAAGAGCUCAACAAAUUGUUUUAUUACAAGCAAGAAUCAAUGAUCUUGAGCAAAAGUUAAAUGGAAAACAAAAGGAUUUAAAUGAAGUUAAGAAAAAAGAUCAAACUCAAGUACUCAGAGACCUUGAAAUGAAAAAGAAAAAAGAAAUUGAUCAAGCAAUGAAGAAUUAUGAUGAAUUAAAAGAAGAUAACGUGGAUUUAAAAAGAAAAUUGGAAGGUGCCAGAUGUAGAAUCAGAAACCUAGAAUGUGAUGCCACAACUAUCCGCCAAAAAAUGCAAACGUUCAUUGAAAAGAGUGAACAUGAUGAUCUACUUAUAAAUGAGCAGAGGAAUCAGGUAAAAAACCUGGAGGCGUAUUACCAAGAAAUGCUUAAAGAUAAUACCGUUAAAAUGAAUAAAAUGCAAAACGAGAUAUUGGAAUACCAGAAAAGCAUAAAGAAUACUGACGCUAAAAUAGAUGCUCUUCGAGAACAAUCCACAGAAAAGGCAACCAAGAUUGAGGAGCUGAGAGCCCAGUUGUUAAGAUACGAAGAAUGUUCCUUGCAAAGUGUAUUUUUCACUCCAAUGAAAACUGCUACAGACAAUGAAAUUAAAAAACUUACCGAGUUAGUCAUAACUCUUAAUGAGAGAUUAGAUUUAGAAAGACAUAAAUGGGAAGAAUUAGAUGCGAGUCACAGGAAAACUAAAGAAAGAAAAAGAAGGCUGGAAAAAAAAUUGAACCUCCUUGAAUCAGAAAUAAAGAAUUUGAAAGACUCUAGGAGAGCAUCAAAAUCUUCAAAGAGCGUGUUACAAAAAGAAAUUGAAACCACAACUGUACUUGGUGCACACUCAGUUACUAAAAAGCAGUCUUCAGUUACGGGUAUUGUUGAAAAAUCAAGUGAAACCAUUUCAUCUGAAACUCAAAGUGAUGGUUAUGAAUCGAUGGAUAAAGACGAAUUGAAAUACAAGCUUGAACUCGCGGAUGAAAAAUUAAAAAUUAUGGAAGACAAACUAAAGAUGAUUGAGGAAGAAAAACAAGAUGAUUACAAUCAUUUGACUGAAAUGGUAAAAAAUUCUAAGCAGUUAUUCCAUGAAGCCCUUGCGGUUUUAAAAAGAGACAAAUGCCAAUGCGUUAAAUAGCUUGAAUAAAUUUGUGAUUUAGUUUUCUACAAGACAGAGUGAUAGUGAUUGUCACGAAGUUUCAAAAUGGGAAGAUGUAAUGCGCACAAUUUCUCGUCAUCUCAGUCUGUCAGAGAUCAAGUCAGCCCACAGCACCACGCUGUCUUAUGCCUUCAACUUUGCAUUGAACGACAAGACGUUCUAUGGACUGGCUGCUUCGUCUCGAUACGUGUCCAAAGAAGGCGCGUAUGCGGGAUGGCACUAUGGAAGAUAAACGCUUUUUAUUUUUAGUUCCUGGGGUAUCCAAACUUUCGUUUGAAAUUCGGUUCACGAUACACGAAGCAUCCUUCUCCAGCACCAAAUUUCCAGAGUGUCCAUCUUCU